Messenger RNA from Anthonomus grandis grandis, 857 nucleotides. RefSeq names its product chymotrypsin-like. The coding region runs from base 64 to 837 and encodes 257 amino acids. NCBI's taxonomy places the organism in Eukaryota, Metazoa, Arthropoda, Insecta, Coleoptera, Curculionidae. Gene Ontology annotation, biological process: proteolysis. The transcript has 4 exons. The record is from RefSeq and is a predicted model, not a curated record. Gene Ontology annotation, molecular function: serine-type endopeptidase activity.
UUUACCAUUAGCUACAUCUGCUAACCUAAGCAACUAAUUCACCUGCCGUAAGAUAAGAAAAAAAUGAAGGGAAUUUUUGUGCUAUUCUUACUUGUAACUCUUAUCCAGCUUAUUUACUCGGCACCCCCAGGCCAAAAAGUAGCAAAUGGAGUGAGUGUCAGUCCCAAAGAUUUCCCUUAUUUUGCCUAUUUAUUAACCGCGUUUAAAAGUUUUAACGGUCAAUGUGGAGCAUCUCUUAUAUCACAUAACCAUGUUUUAACAGCUGCACAUUGUAUUAUGAUACGCGGCACGUGUGAACGAGUUUCAAGAAUGGUUGUCUAUUUAGGUAGUGACAUAGAAAGCAAGAUAAAUCACUUUGAAAUUAGAGACUAUAUUAUUCACGAAGAUUAUGUUAAGGGAUGUAAAGGUUCUAUUAAAGCUGAUAUCGCUAUACUAACUCUAGCAGAAAGUGUACCAUUCUCAAGAAGUAUAAUGAAAAUUUUGCUGCCUCCAGCAUCUGUCAAACGUGAGCAAAUAGAAGGGCUCACAGCUGUAGUUAGCGGUUUCGGCCAGGACAAAAACGGCUCUCUUACGAAACGUCUUCAAGCCGUAAAUGUAACAAUUGGAACAAAAUCAUUUUGUGAGAAAAAAAAAGUGUAUGGCGGUUUUAUUUGCUCAGAAAUUCACAAUGGCCGAAUGGACCGUAAGGGUGAUAGUGGUGGACCCUUAGUAAUAAACAAUACAUUAUAUGGUAUUGUGUCUGGUGGGCCAACUGAGUUAACUGCGGAAUAUAGUAAAUACACAAGUAUUAUUUUUUAUAGGUCUUGGAUAUUGAAAAAUGUUGAUAUAAUUGAAUAAAAAUUAUUUUAGCUAUUGAA